This is a messenger RNA of Necator americanus (New World hookworm), 3102 nucleotides long. RefSeq lists its product as uncharacterized. Gene Ontology annotation, cellular component: 90S preribosome; nucleolus. NCBI's taxonomy places the organism in Eukaryota, Metazoa, Nematoda, Chromadorea, Rhabditida, Ancylostomatidae. The transcript is spliced from 28 exons. Gene Ontology annotation, biological process: rRNA acetylation involved in maturation of SSU-rRNA. The coding region runs from base 1 to 3102 and encodes 1033 amino acids. The record is from RefSeq and is a predicted model, not a curated record. Gene Ontology annotation, molecular function: 18S rRNA cytidine N-acetyltransferase activity; ATP binding; tRNA binding.
AUGAUCAUCGCUGUGUCGUAUUUGCGACAGAAGGGUAAGAUGCGUACCAAAAUAGACAAUAGGAUAAGAACACUUAUAGAGAAUGGUGUUGCCAAGGGUCACCGAAGCAUGUUUGCCGUCGUCGGAGACAAAGGACGAGACCAAAUUGCAGUACUCCACCACAUUUUAUCAAAAGCUGCAGUAGCCGCUAGACCUACUGUGUUGUGGUGCUAUAAAAAGGAAUUGGGGUACAGUUCGAAUAAAAAGAAAAGAAUCCGUCAAAUACAUAUGAAGUCAUCAGUUAGCACCAUAUCGGAAGGUGAUCCAUUCGAAGUUUUCGUAUCAACUACAAAAAUUCGCUAUUGUUACUACAAUGAAACGCAUAACAUCCUUGGAAACACAUAUGGAAUGCUUGUACUUCAGGAUUUCGAAGCACUGACUCCAAACUUAUUGGCUCGAACUAUUGAAACUAUAGAGGGCGGAGGCAUCGUCGUGCUGUUAUUGAAGACCGUCAAUUCUCUGCGACAACUCUACACAAUAGCUAUGGAUGUGCACAACCGUUACCGUACGGAGUCCCAUACCCAAAUUGUGGCUCGAUUCAACGAACGUUUCAUUCUUUCACUUGCCAGUUGUAAAGGCAUAGCUGUAGUUGAUGAUCACCUGCAUGUACUACCUAUAUCCAGUCACAUCUCUUCCUUGGAACCAGUUCAGCCGUCGACCAAGGGCUCUCUGUCGCCGUCAGAAACGGUGCUGAAAGCGCUCAAGGAAAGUAUGAAGGACACGAAACCUAUCGGACCACUUCUUAACAAGUGUCGAACUGCAUGUCAGGGAAAAGCACUUCUCAGACUGCUUGACGUUAUUACUGACAAAGACUUGAACGUCACUUGCUCAAUAACCGCUGCAAGAGGACGAGGAAAGUCUGCUUCCCUGGGUCUUGCCUUAGCUGGAGCUGUUGCUUUUGGAUAUUCCAACAUUUUCGUCACAUCUCCUUCACCUGAGAAUUUGAAAACUUUGUUUGAAUUUGUUGUUAAAGGAUUCGAUACUCUAGGUUACCAGGAACACAUCGAUUAUGAGCUAAUUCAAUCAACUAACCCUGAAUUUCAAAAAGCCCUUGUCCGUGUCAAUGUUUUCAGAGAACAUCGGCAAACUAUCCAAUACAUCCAUCCUUCGGAUGCUGGGAAAUUGGGCCAAGCAGAGCUAGUCGUUGUGGAUGAGGCGGCUGCAAUUCCUCUUCCCUUAGUAAAAGAGCUGAUUUUUGGAACGUACAUCGUAUUUCUUUCUUCAACUAUCAAUGGUUAUGAAGGGACGGGGAGAAGUUUAUCGUUAAAGUUGCUACAACAGCUUCGUCAGCAAUCUGCCGGUAGCGCCAAAGGAGAAAAGCUAGCUUCAAGCAAAGGCAGAAAAUUGCAUGAACUUACUAUGGAGGAAAGUAUACGGUACAAGCCUGGCGACGAGAUUGAACAAUGGCUUAAUCGUCUUCUAUGUCUGAAUGCGGCCAACAUAAAUACAAAGCUUACCUGUGGCACACCACCUCCAAGCGAAUGCGAACUGUAUUUUGUGAAUCGAGACACCUUAUUCUCGUUCCAUAAGGCAUCGGAAUCCUUCUUGCAACAAAUCAUGGCGAUCUAUGUAGCGGCGCAUUACAAGAACUCACCCAAUGAUCUGCAGAUGCUUAGCGAUGCUCCUGCUCAUCAUCUUUUUGCCUUGAUGUCACCGGUCAAAGAAGAUCAGUCGUCAGUACCAGAGGUGUUGGCUUUGGCACAGGUUUGCUUGGAAGGUAACCUCUCGGAGGAGACUGUCAGCGGUGCUGUGGGUACUGGAAAACGUGCUGCGGGAGACUUGCUACCGUGGACUAUAUCACAACAAUUCAUGGACCGAGAUUUCCCGACGUUGUGCGGUGGUAGAGUUGUUCGAAUUGCAGUUCAUCCCGAUUUUCAAUCAAUGGGGUACGGCACUAGAACGAUUGAAUUACUGGAGGAGUAUUAUCUAGGCCAUGUGCCUUCCAUUGAAGAAAAUGUGAAGGAAACAGUCAAGACAAUAAAAGAUGGAAAUACGGUUGCGCUGCUUGAAGAACAAGUGGCUCCUCGAGCCGAUUUGCCACCAUUACUUAUGCGGCUCAGUGAAAGGAAAGCUGAACGACUCGACUACUUAGGAGUGUCUUUUGGUCUUACACUUGAUUUGCUGAAGUUUUGGAAGAAGAGUGGAUUCGUCCCGGUGUAUUUACGCCAAACACCUAGUCCCCUCACCGGCGAAUACACCUGCGCCAUGCUAAAACGACUUCACGGUGAUGAAGCAGAUCCAUCGCCGUCCUGGUUAGCAGCCUACUUCCGGGAAUUUCGUAAGCGCCUGAUCUCUCUGUUGUCGUUCGAGUUCAAGAAGCUCCCCAUUAACCUUGGUUUGUCUUUGCUACAAACUCGAAACAAAGAAGUUAUUACGGUGCUCCAAACCGAUCGCAAAGUUAUAAAUCGCGAGCAGUUGUCGAUGUUCCUUUCGAAUGUUGAUCUCAAGAGAUUAUCGGAAUUCGCACGUAAUCUGGUUGAUCAUCAUAUGAUAACGGAUCUGUUGCCUACUAUUUCAAAACUCUAUUUCGAAGAACGCUUGAAGCAGGAGGUGAAAUUGCCAACAGCUCAAGCUGCUGUGCUACUAGGUUUGGGAUUACAACACAAAAGUGCCGAAACAGUUCAAGAAGAGCUGGAUCUUCCUCAAAGUCAAGUGCUCGCUUUUCAUUCGAAGACGAUCCGGAAACUAUCAGACGAAUUUGAUGCAAUGUGCAUGGAUUCGCUUCGUGAGCUUAUUCCUGACAAAUCUCGUGACAUUGAUAAGGACGAACAGUCGGCCGUUCUUUCUCGUUUAAAACCUCUUGCCGAAAGCCUAGAGGAUGAGCUAAAUAAAGCUGCAGACGAAAUCAGGGAGAGGCAGCUACGGGACAAGAAAGCCCUUCUGGAAGAAAUAGACAGUGAUUUGCCGCAGUAUGCCAUUAAUGUGGACACGAAAACCUUGGCCAGAGCCAGUGAUGUUAAGAUGGUUUACAGCCGGCCCCUGGGAAAAGGGAAGAGGGAUGCAAAAGAAAACAAUGGAACUGGAGGAAAGAAAAAAUCAUUCAAGAAAAAAAAGUUAGUUUGA